Oncorhynchus nerka (sockeye salmon) is the source of this 5295-nucleotide messenger RNA. RefSeq names its product saxiphilin (gene sxph). The record is from RefSeq and is a predicted model, not a curated record. The coding region runs from base 282 to 2480 and encodes 732 amino acids. The transcript has 17 exons. Gene Ontology annotation, biological process: iron ion transport. Gene Ontology annotation, cellular component: recycling endosome; plasma membrane; early endosome. NCBI's taxonomy places the organism in Eukaryota, Metazoa, Chordata, Actinopteri, Salmoniformes, Salmonidae.
GCGUAAAAGUGCUUGGAUGCGGGUCGUCCGCGUGACGUUACAUGGAAAUAUUUUCCAGAUGCGCGCAGAGCAGUGGCGCAGAAUCCCCUAUUUUUUGGCUAUUUCGGAAGUUCUACGCUUGCACAAUAGUUUGAUUUCUUUAGGUCGCCUGUAGUAAUAAGAAAUCAUGUUGAAUUAUGAAGACGUAUUUCAGGACGAAUUGGAAGGGGUCCACCAACCUCGCUGCGUAAAGUAAACUGCGUUUGGUUUGUUCAGCUCUUCAGUCCUUUUCAGAGACCAAAAUGAGGGCAAUGCAUGCCAUUCUAAUAAUUUUCAUCUGCCUUCACUAUAGUUGGGGUAAGAAGAUACGCUGGUGCACGGUGUCUGAGCAGGAGCAGAAGAAGUGUGCUGAGCUGGCCAAGGCCCUGGUGGCAGUGUUGCCUCCUGCUGCUGUGGCAGCAUUCGCAAGGCUCUCCUGUGUCCUUGCCUUCAGCACCACCGACUGCAUCAACAAGAUCAGGGCUAACCGUGCUGACAUAGUAACAUUGGAUGCAGGGGAAGUCUACACUGCAGUGAAGCAGUUUGGCCUCACUGCCAUUGCCAAGGAGAUCUACAGUGACGGAGGCUGUAUUCUGUCGGUGGCGGUGGUGAGGAACCGCACCCUGGAUGUGCGCUCCCUGCAGGGCCAGAGAAGCUGUCAUACUGGGGCCCGCUGGACGGCAGGCUGGAGUCUACCCUUGGGCUUCCUGCUGUCCCGCAACUACCUGACCUGGGCAGAGGAGCAGCCACUCAGUCAGGCGGUCAGUGCCUUCUUCAAUGCCAGUUGUGUUCCUGGGGCGGCUGCCAUAGCACCCGUCCUGUGUACCCUGUGUCAGGGUCAGAAGUCCUACAUCGCCCAGCGCAACUUCCACUGUGAGACGGCACAUGGCGAACCUUUCUACAACAGCCAGGGGGCGCUCAGGUGUCUCAAGACUGGGGCAGGGGAUGUUGCUUUUGUGGACCAUACAGCCCUGGAGGGUAUUGAAGAGAGUGAGAGGGAGGAUUACCAACUGCUGUGUACUGAUGGUACCCGUGCGCCACUAAGCCACUAUGGGAGCUGCAACCUGGGAAGGGGACCAGGACAGGGAAUGGUCACUCGACUCAGUGUUCGUAAGAUCGCACGCAAGUUCCUGGCGGCAGCACAGAUGGCGUUUGGCCGGCGGGGUCGAGAGAGGCAACGUUUCCAGCUCUUUAACUCUGCUCCGUUCGGCGCCGCUGAUCUGCUCUUCAAGGAUGUCACAGAGAAGCUGUCCAUUCUAGAGGAUAACAAGGACAUCAGUCAGGUGCUGGGGCUGGACUAUGUGGCUCUCCUCAAAGGCCUUGGACACGAAGGAAGCUCAUUGGAGGACAGUGUUGUGCGUUGGUGCUGCAUUAGCCAUGCAGAACAGAAGAAAUGUGAGCAGUGGGCUCUCAGCAUUAAGUCAGACCCAUUGGUGUGUGUUAGAGCCAUCUCCAUGAGCGACUGUGUCGAGAAGAUUAAGAGAGAUGAGGUGGAUGCGGUCUCGCUGGACGCCACACACGCAUUCAUCGCUGGGAAAUGUGGCCUUGUCCCCGUGGUAACAGAGUAUUAUGGGAAGACGUGCGUACCGGCUGAGGGAGGAGCUGAAAAAGCAGGCCAUUUAGAGACUGAUGUGUUGCCGUCCGUCGUUGGUGUGGCGGUCGUGAAGCGCUCCACCAGGGGUGUGUUCUUUGGGAACUUUGGGGGCAGGCGCUCCUGCCACGGCCACAUGUACAGCCCUGCAGGCUGGCUUCUGCCCUUUAGACACACCCUCAGCCUGGAACACAACAACACCUCUCCCUGCGAACCAAACCAAGUGUACAACGAGGUGUUCUGGAAGGGCUGUCUCCCUGGUUCUCAGGGAAACCUCUGUAAAGUGUGUAUGGGGGGCACUGGGGAGGCUGCCACCAAACGCUGUGCAGACAACCACAACGAGCGUUACUACGGCAACAUGGGGGCUUUGAGGUGCCUGGUAGGAGAUGCCAGUGGGAAGAGCUAUGGAGAUGUGGCCUUUGUUGAGCAGCACAAUCUAGAGAGCAACAUCCUCAGUCUGAGCCCCAGUGGGUGGGCGGAUGGGUGGCUGUCCUGGGACUUUGAGCUUUUGUGUGGGGAUGGCCGGCGGGAACCUUUAUCUGAAUGGGAGAACUGUAACCUAGGAGCCAUCCCACCCAACAUCAUCAUGACAAGACCUGUGCUCACUUCUCGCGUCUACGACUUCCUCAUGAAGUCACAGGAGACUCUGGCAUCCAACCCAGACACAGAAUUCCGUCUGUUUCAGUCCCAGCAGUAUGGAGAGAGUGAUCUGCUGUUUAAAGACGCCACUCAGUGCCUCAUCCACACCAGUCACCUGGACUACCGCACCAUACUUGGAGAUGAGUUCUACAGACUAGCAGAGACUGUCUUCAACUGCACACACUCAGACAUCUUGGAAUUUUGCAAUCAGGACGUGUGCAGCAUAUUUUGAGCAACAGAGAGAAGAGAAAUCACAUGUUUCACAUUGACCUAUUGUGGAGGCCCUAACCAAAAUGUCAAAAUGUUUGCCAAAAUUUAAUAUUGUUUCUUGUAAUUCCUCAGUCCACACCCGCCUGAAUGUUAAAAAUAUAUAUAGAGUUGUCAGAUACAUUUCAAUGAAAGCUUCUGUUUCUUUUCAGCAAUGUGUCAUUUUUCAAACAUUUGGUAAUGUGUGCAGGGGUUCCAAAAGUAGGGUCUGUAGCAAAAUCUCUAAAUAUUAAAACAAAUAUUUUAAUUUAAUUUUAGAAAAAUUACUAGCAACAACAAAUUAAAAGGAUUUUGGACAAGGGAUCUGUGGAAAAAGUUGAAGUUACAAUACAAUGUCAUAUUCAUGUUCUUAGCCCUUAUAUGCACAACAUGGGCCUGUGAGGCUCACAGAUUGGUCUUCACAAUACUCCAUCAAUGAUCUUGUUCAACAGAAUUCUUCUUCUUUUCCCCAAAAAUUUGGUUUUGAACACAGUGCAUUAUUUUAAUAUUGCAAAAUGUGUAGAAUUGCAAGAAAUUAGCUUUAAAACGGUAUGGUAUUGCCAAGGUCUGGACAUGCACUGUUUUAGUCAACGUAAAACUGCUUGUAUGCUAUUUUUAAUGCCGUCUACAGUAGGAGUUGUAUUCUGAUGAGAGCGACUGAUGCAUUUGCUGACACGAAAUGGGUCCCCGACGCAAACAAAGUUUGUGAACCCCCUUGUGUACCACACACUGAGCUAUGAACGUUAGUACCUUGGUAAAUUCCACCGGACUACAAGUCCCAGCGUGCAUAGCGGCGGUUGCCGUUCUUCCUUACACUGGUAUUUCCUGUCGCUCUUUUUCGUAAGAGUUGGCUGCCUGCUACAUUGUCCGCUGUUUAUUCAAUCAAACGUGUACCUCGUGCCAUUGUAAGGUACGUUACAUGACGCUGAAUUGUAUUACUACUUACAAUGUCUAAUUCAUGCCUUUUUUUUGUGGUUCUAUGCUUCUUUAUCGUAUUUACUCCACGUAACCUUGUUACUGAUGACAGGAGUUCAAAUGAUGAGCCAGAACUUGUAAACAUACACAAAUCAGCCUUGACAAAAAGUCGAAUACCGUAAAAGACUAAAUGAACAAUGACUGUGUCAGAUAAAGCUAGAUACAUAUAAUUAUUGCUUGGUGACCAUAAUUAUAUUAUUUUUAAUAAAAGAUGUGACAAGCUUGCGAGGAGGCAUCAGGGCAUGUCCAUGUUUUCUUGAAUUGACAUAAGAGAAAUCUAAAUAAUUUACAGCUCGCGUCCUCUCUCUCCUCGUUACCUCCUUCUCGAAACCCAUUGGAUGAGAGAGCCAGAGGUCCCGCCUUUCUGACCUUUUCUUCCAAUGAGUUUUGAGAAGGAAUGGAGAUUCUCCCAUCAACAGAUGAGAUUAGUAGUAGACCGUCCUAUACCCUCAGCCAUUGAAUGAAAUGUUACAUCGUCACAUCUGCGUCUUUGAUCAUCUCUCGCUUGGUACACUCAAUUUUCCUUUAUGGAAAUCUUGAAGUUGCGCUAAUAAACAACCAACCUAAAGCAAUUAAUGUACCUAGCAAGCUAACAGUUACCCAUAGCUGGCUAGCUAGUUUUAUAGUUGUGAUUUUAUUCCAAUACAUUACAGAAUUCCCCAAAAAUAUUUUUAUGAAGCUAGGUACUUUUUAAAGGCUCCUCACUAUGAGACUAAGACUAUUGGCAAACGCUGAAAUCAAUGUCAUAUCUGUUGAGCGAACUCGAGUCAUAAUUUUGUCUGACAUGCCAAAAGUGCCGCCGUGUUGAAUGAAUGUAACACUUCGCGCCCACUGAGUAUGACACGUGACUACAGUUUUGCUUUACAUUGUGGGCCAAAUCAACCCCACAAGUGAACGUGACAACCAUGGAGUUUAUUACCCAGUGAAACACUUGAUCCCAACAGGUUCCUUUUUGAUAAGUGUAUAAGAAAACAACAGCAUGCAACAGUCGUUCCAUGUCACUGCAGCAAGCUAUGACACCCGCGAUCUCAGAUUGUUCUUAAAUCGUUUGUGGUUGAAACACGUUAUAUUAUUUUGUUGACAUUUUAAUUUGAUCUAUGCGAAAUUAAGCGAAUUUAUUGCACGCAAAUUGGCCAUUUUAAUAAAUAGGAUUCAGAUAUUCAAUAAAUAUAGUACUUCUUCCUUCACCCCUCCCCCACCUAUACAUGCCCAAUGAUCCGUGAACCGUACAUGAUACAGACAACACCGUGGUGUCAUUGUACUCCUUAGUGUGGUUUAAAACAUGGAGUAUCGCUACAUUCUGGAAUACAAUUUUACACAUGCAUUUAAUUUUAAAGCUAUUAAUAUUGAUCUAAAAAUACAUCACAUUUCAAGACAGGGUUCCCUGCUCAUUUUAAAGUUACGAUAAAUGUUAUGAGCACCACCAACACAGGGCAUGGAUUCAAAGGGAACUCCCUCUGCUGGUGAUUUGUUGAAUGGGCAAUCCUACAGGAGGGCUGUGAUUGGUUAAUGACCUAUACAUGUUAUUUUCUAUGUAUAUCGUUUAGUUUUUUCAAGUAGCAGAGAGCCCACUGGAAAUUGUAUAUUGUUCCAAACAAUGUCUAAAUUAAUCAAACAUGAAUACAUUAAUGUGAAAAAUGUUAUUUCAGAAUACAGUGCCUUCAGAAAUUAUUCACACCCCUAUACUUUUUCCACAUUUUGUUGUUAGUGUCUGAAUUUAAAAUGGAUUAAAUGUAUAUGUUUGUCACUGGCCUACACAGAAUACUCCAUAAUGUCAAAGUGCAAUUGUUUUAAGAAAAUUAAUAAAUUAAAAUGUUUUGACUCAA